Molecule: messenger RNA, 1510 nt
Organism: Contarinia nasturtii (swede midge)
Lineage: Eukaryota; Metazoa; Arthropoda; Insecta; Diptera; Cecidomyiidae
Product: cathepsin O-like
Exons: 3
Coding region: 200-1366 (388 amino acids)
Cellular component (GO): lysosome
Molecular function (GO): cysteine-type endopeptidase activity
Source: RefSeq, a predicted model, not a curated record
UAAGACCAUUUGUGUUUUGAUGAACCAGAAACGGCAUCACAUAAAUAAAGAUUAAAUGUUUUUGACAUCUCAUCUUUCGUCGCAGUUUGCGAAUUGAGUUGUUUCGAUUAAUGCGUCAAAUAAACAAUUGUAAAUAAAGUAUCUUUAAUAUUUUCGGUGCAAAUUCACACAAAGUUCCCGAAAAUUAUAUUAUUUAAAAAUGAAGUGUUCAAAGGGAUGCUGGAUAUUCUGUAUAUUGGUGCUGUUGUGCUUUCUUGCAAUUCCAUUGCACAUUGGAACAUUUCGAAUACGAAUUCCACCACGUAUGGCUGAAGAAUUAUUUAAAAACUUCACCAAAAAAUACAAUAUAUCCUAUCCGAAUCCAAAAGAAUUUCAAAAACGCUUCGGUAUUUUCAGAACAACACUUGAAGAUAUCCUCCGAUUAAAUAUGGCUCAUAAUUCAACGGUGCAUUUUGGUAUCACUCCGUAUUCUGAUUUAACUCCUGCCGAAUUUGCCGCAUUGCAUCUGAAUAAAAAUAUGUCACACAUUGUGGCAGCGCGUUUGAAAGGCAUACAAGAGAAUCCACCAGUGAAUAUCAACUCGACAAUGAAAAUAAAUAACAUUAAAUAUGAGUUUACAAACAACAACGAUUACGAUCGUUAUCCAUCGUUUUAUAAACCAAAAUUAUUAAACAAAAACAUUAAUUUCACGCCGUUGAAAGUUGAUUGGAGAAAAGAGAAUGCGCUACGACCAGUUAGAUUACAGGGCAAAUGUGGUGCUUGUUAUGCAUUCAGUGUAAUCGAAAUGAUUGAAGCGGCUUUGUCGAUAAACAAAAAUCUAACAAAAACGUUAAGCGUUCAACAAAUGAUUGAUUGUGCUGAAAAUGGGAAUGAUGGUUGUGGCGGUGGUGAUUCAUGUUUGUUGUUGCAAUGGUUAGUGGAAAAUCAAAUAAAAAUUCGCACCGAACGUGAAUAUCCGAGGUCGGAAGACGGCAUGAAUCAAACAUGCCAUGUAUUGCUUGACGAUUCAGCAUUCGGUUUGGAAUCAUAUCAAAUCUUCGAUUACACGUGCAGCAGUUUCAUCGGGAAUGAAAUUGCAUUGUUAGAAAUAAUCGCAAAUUAUGGACCUGUUGUUGCAGCGGUCAAUGCCACGCCAUGGCAACAUAUCCUCAGUGGAAUUAUCCAGCAUGAAUGCGACUCAAGUGCCGUAGAUGUAAAUCAUGCCGUCUUAAUUGUUGGUUAUGAUCGAUCCGGACCCAUUCCCCAUUAUAUCAUUCAAAAUACGUGGGGUGAUCAAUUCGCCGAAAAUGGUUUUGUUAGAGUGGCCAUCGGAAAUAAUACGUGUGGCAUUGCCACUCAAAUCGCAUUGGCCCAAGUGGAAAAAUAAUCAUUUGAGCGCAUAAAAAAAAUACAAUAACAAUAUUUUUCAUUCAGUUUAUUACAAAUAAAUAGAACUCGACGUAUACAUAUAAAUUAACAAUCGAUUUAAAAAUUAAAUUUGAUAUUUGGAUAUGCUACACAUUAAAAAAAA